GGAAGCAUUGUCGAGAAUAAUGGGUGUUAAUUUCUUAUUAAUAUUAACUGUCAUUGGAGCCGCAUCAGCACAGUUUGUAUACCGAGUAUGCGUCCCGAUUUCUCAAAAACAUGUAUGCCAACGCCUUGAAGUGCAAUGGAGUGCAGUGAAAUGCGAGCUGGUGGAAUCCAAAAUCGACUGCGCCCUAAAACUAUCUCGCGGUGAGGCUGAUCUCGGUGUUUUAUCUGAAGAGGAGGUGGCCCUGAUCCCGCAGCAUGCUUCCGGUAAAAACUUCAGAAUCGUGGGAUCCAUCAGAGAUGUGUCAAGGAGCGAACCCUUCGCCUUCGAAGCCGUGGCUGUGGUAUCAUCGAGCCACACUGGUGGUCUGGAAGGUCUACGUGGAGGUCGCUACUGCCACCCAGGUCUGGAUGAACCAGAACUACGCUGGUCACCCAGGGUUUCAAAGUUCUUGGAGAAGAAGGUUGCUGAAACUGACCGCUGUCCCGAUGCAAACACCGACGGAAAGACAGCAGAAGAGAUGGAGGUGGAAGCGAUCUCCCAGUUCUUCAACAGCGCCUGCAGACCUGGGCCCUGGAGCGCUAAUAGCUCCGUAGAUGCGGAUUUGAUGCGAAAUAUCCCACCAAUCGACGCGUCUCCAAGCUGUAUUCCAGCCCGUCGCUGGUGCACCAUCUCCGAAUCUGAACACUCCAAGUGUCUCUGGGUGCAAUUAGCUGCGCAUACCCUGGGAAUCGAACCAGCGAUUUCCUGCCAACUGAGGAGGUCUAUCUUCGAAUGCUUCGCCGCUAUCAAGGAUAACACUGCUGAUUUCAUUGCUGCACCAGCUAACUACGGAUUCAUGGCCCGACAAUACUACGGUCUGUUACCUGUGAAGCUAGUUCAAAACCUACGCAACGAUCCACGUGCGUUCUCCCGCGUCGUGACUCUUCUACGGGCUUCGAGUUCAAUUUCUAGCUUUGAAAACCUUCGCGGGAAAAAUGCUUGCUUCCCUGAGUUCGGUGGCAUCUCAUACGUAGCCUUCAUCAGAGCGGCACAAGAAAACGGUGUGAUCUCUCGCUCAGAAUGCGACUACGCACGUGCGGUUGGGGAGUUCUUUGGCGGCGCGUGCGCACCUGGAGCGCUCAACGCGUCCCAAAUCUCAGCAUCCAACUACGAUGUCAAGAGCCUUUGUUCCUUGUGUAAGCCGGCUGAUUCCGUAGCCCCAAAGGGAUCGAAAAUCUGUUCCUACGACUCCACCAACAAAUACUAUGGCAACGCAGGUGCAGUGGCCUGUUUGGCUGAUCCAGAAAGGGAUGUAGCGUUCGUGGAAUUGGAGAAUAUCGAUGCUAAUCUAAAGGCGGCGGGUCUCGAAGCAUCUCAAAUUCGAGUUCUCCGUCGCAACAAUACCUUGGCGUUGUCGACUGGUGUUUCGGUCGACUCGAACUGUCUCCUCGCUGAUGUUGUUGACUCCGAGGUGUUGACACGAAGAAAUGACCCACUCCUUAAUAGCUUGAACGCUCUGUUGGACACUCUUGACGUACACUUUGGGUACUUCACGGACACCCAACUCAUCAAUUUGCCGAUUUACUCACCGUUCGAUGGUGUGAACGACCUUCUCUUCAAAAACACAGUAGUUGGUUUAACAGAGCCUACUAGCAGCACAGUGAAUGAAGCUGCCCGGAAUUACCAUGAGCUCUUCCAACAUCUCGACUCCUGCGUCAGGAAAUAGAGUGACGAAAGAUCUCUAAAUAAAUCAAUAUGAGUAAUUUCAAUUAAAUAUAUUCAUAAAAUGCCAGUCAAAUAUAAAUCAAUUAUGUUUGACAUCUGUCAGUUCGUUUUAAAUUAAAAUUCACUUAUUAAACAACUUUAAACUGUUUUUAUACGAAAUCAAGCCACGCUUACUAUAUUUUUAUUCAUUGCUGUGAAAUAAAUGUAGUUUAGUUUAGCAUGCUUUAAA
This is a messenger RNA of Pieris napi, 1933 nucleotides long. RefSeq names its product melanotransferrin-like. Lineage: Eukaryota; Metazoa; Arthropoda; Insecta; Lepidoptera; Pieridae. The coding region runs from base 20 to 1705 and encodes 561 amino acids. The record is from RefSeq and is a predicted model, not a curated record. The transcript is spliced from 13 exons. Gene Ontology annotation, biological process: iron ion transport. Gene Ontology annotation, cellular component: early endosome; plasma membrane; recycling endosome.